AUGGAUGAGAGCUUCCGAGACCGGACGGCGUUCAUCCGGGGCGCCAAGGACAUCGCCAAGGAGGUGAAGAAACACGCGGCCAAGAAGGUGAGCAAGGGCAUGGACCGCGUGCAGGACGAGUACACCAAGCGCUCCUACUCCCGCUUCGAGGAAGAGGAGGAUGAUGAAGACUACGCGCCCCAGGACGGCUACUACCGGGGGGGCGAGGGAGCCAACGAAGAGGAGGGGGCGUCCAGCGAUGCCACCGAGGGUCACGACGAGGAGGACGAGAUCUACGAGGGCGAAUACCAGGGCAUCCCCCGGCACGACUCGCUGAAGACGGGGGAGCGGCUGGGGGCCGAGGCGGCCGUCGGCGCCUUCGACGACAGCGAGGGGCAGCGGCGGAAGGACAAGGAGGAGCUGGCGCAGCAGUACGAGCUCAUCCUGCAGGAGUGCGGCCACGGCCGCUUCCAGUGGACCCUCUACUUCGUCCUGGGACUGGCCCUCAUGGCCGACGGCGUGGAGGUCUUCGUGGUGGGCUUCGUCCUGCCCAGCGCCGAGAAGGACAUGUGCCUCUCCGACUCCAACAAGGGCAUGCUGGGGCUCAUCGUGUACCUGGGCAUGAUGGUGGGCGCCUUCCUGUGGGGCGGGCUGGCCGACCGCCUGGGCCGAAGGCAGUGCCUCCUCAUCUCCCUCUCCGUCAACAGCGUCUUCGCCUUCUUCUCCUCCUUCGUCCAAGGCUACGGCACCUUCCUCUUCUGCCGCCUCCUCUCGGGCGUGGGCAUCGGCGGCUCCAUCCCCAUCGUCUUCUCCUACUUCUCGGAGUUCCUGGCGCAGGAGAAGCGCGGGGAGCACCUGAGCUGGCUCUGCAUGUUCUGGAUGAUCGGGGGCAUCUACGCCUCCGCCAUGGCUUGGGCCAUCAUCCCCCACUACGGCUGGAGCUUCCAGAUGGGCUCAGCGUACCAGUUCCACAGCUGGAGGGUCUUCGUCCUGGUCUGCGCCUUCCCCUCGGUCUUCGCCAUCGGGGCGCUCACCACCAUGCCCGAGAGCCCCCGCUUCUUCCUGGAGAACGGCAAGCACGACGAGGCCUGGAUGGUGCUGAAGCAGGUCCACGACACCAACAUGAGGGCCAAGGGCCACCCCGAAAGGGUCUUCUCGGUGACCCACAUCAAGACCAUCAAGCGAGAGGACGAACUCAUCGAGAUCCAGUCGGACACCGGCACGUGGUACCGGCGCUGGCUCGUCCGAUUCCUCAACCUCUCGCAGCAGGUCUGGAGCAACUUCCAGCAGUGCUUCGCGCCCGAGUACCGCCGGGUGACGCUGAUGAUGAUGGCCGUGUGGUUCACCAUGUCCUUCAGCUACUACGGGCUGACGGUCUGGUUCCCGGACAUGAUAAAGCACCUGCAGAACAUCGAGUACGCCUCACGCACCAAACUCUUCACCCGCGAGAAGGUCCGGCACUUCACCUUCAACUUCACCCUGGAGAACCAGGUCCACCAGGGCGGGGAGUACUUCAACGACAAGUUCAUCGGCCUGAAGAUGAAGUCGGUGACGUUCGAGGACUCGCUCUUCGAGGAGUGCUACUUCGAGGACAUCACCUCCAGCAACACCUUCUUCAAGAACUGCACCUUCAUCUCCACCGUCUUCUACAACACGGAUCUCUUUGAGUACAAGUUCAUCAACAGCCGGGUGGUGAACAGCACCUUCCUGCACAACAAGGAGGGCUGCCAGCUGGACUUCAGCGACGACAACAACGCCUACAUGAUCUACUUCGUCAGCUUCCUGGGCACCCUGGAGCUCCCCGGGAACAUCGUCUCCGCGCUCCUCAUGGACAAGAUCGGCCGCCUCCGCAUGCUGGCCGGCUCCAGCGUCAUGUCCUGCGUCAGCUGCUUCUUCCUCUCCUUCGGCAACAGCGAGUCGGCCAUGAUCGCGCUGCUCUGCCUCUUCGGCGGCGUCAGCAUCGCCUCCUGGAACGCGCUCGACGUGCUCACCGUGGAGCUCUACCCCUCCGACAAGAGGACGACGGCCUUCGGCUUCCUCAACGCGCUCUGCAAGCUGGCGGCCGUGUUGGGCAUCAGCAUCUUCACCUCCUUCGUGGGCAUCACCAAAGCGGUGCCCAUCCUCUUGGCCUCCGCCGCCCUGGCCCUCGGCAGCUCCCUCGCCCUCAAACUGCCCGAAACGCGGGGGCAAGUCUUGCAGUGAGGGGGUGGGGGGGCCCCACACUGGGGAGGGGGUGUCCCGUCCCCGUCCCCCCCAAACUCCCUGGGCCACCCCGCAGCCCCGCUCCCGGCCCCCCUCGGGAUUAGUCGCGUUAGA
Molecule: messenger RNA, 2295 nt
Organism: Gavia stellata (red-throated loon)
Lineage: Eukaryota; Metazoa; Chordata; Aves; Gaviiformes; Gaviidae
Gene: SV2A
Product: synaptic vesicle glycoprotein 2A
Biological process (GO): chemical synaptic transmission; transmembrane transport
Cellular component (GO): membrane
Molecular function (GO): transmembrane transporter activity
Source: RefSeq, a predicted model, not a curated record